AGGAGGAAAAAGGCAGAGAGAGAGAGCCCAGCCCUUCUUGAAAUACACGGCAACAACACGCUGACAAGGGAGGCGCGCGCACACCCGUACCGACCGAGGCUGGGCUGCCGUUAUUUUUUUUAAAUUUUUGUUGGGUGCAAAAAGAGGGGCGCCUUUUCGACGCUGCGGAUAACAUGAACUGAACCGAAGAGGCAGGGAUCCCGCUCCCGUAUCCCGAAUAUUCACUGUCAAGGUGGAAACCUGACCGCCCUCCUUUCCCAUAAACCCCCUUCUAUUCUCCCUUUGCCCACAUAGGAGUACACCCCCCUCCCCCACCCCACCCCCGCACACACACACACAGACACACACACACACCCACAAAAAAGCCCCCCUUCCCCGCUGGACUGCUCCACCCCUCCGGUCACCGAGAUGCACACGGAGACCCGUAAUAAAAAAUGCCAGUCCACCCCUAAGCAGAGGAGGAGCGGCGCCCACAAGAAGCAGAGGACACCGGCCACCAAGCAGACCGCCUUGACGCAGCAGCCGCCGCCCUCGCCGGCGCGGGAGGAAGAGGAGAGAGAGGAGAACGCGGAGCCCACGGCCGGGCCUCGGGCGGGGGAGGAGGAAGGCGGAAGCGAGGCAGAAAGAGGAGAAGAAGAAAAAGAGGAGGUGGAGGAGGCGGGGACAGACAUGCCUUCGGUUCAGAUCAAAUCAGAGCCAGAGGAGAUGGAGUGCACGGCCAACAUUGGUGACGAGCGCUCCUACCCCAAAGUAAAGACAGAGUUUCCAUCCAUUAAGGCCGAGGCGUCCUCACCGCAGCCCUGCACAGCCGAAGACCAGACCGAGCCUGUGGACUUGUCUCUCAACAAGCCGCGCUCCUCUUCUGUGGCCACGUCCACGACUAACACCACCGUCAACCCUGCGCCAGGCAGCGCCGUGACACUGCCUAGCCUAUCUGCGACGCCUGUCACCUCGGCGGUACAGUCCAUAGGCUCUAUGGUUCUGUCCCCGGGGUCCAUUUUGGCCACGCAAGGCGCUGGCGGACAGCAGAUCCUACACGUCAUCCACACCAUCCCGUCAGUGAGCAUGCCCAGCAAAGUGGGCCAGUUGCAGACCAUCCCCGUGGUGGUGCAGUCCCUACCGGUGGUAUACACCACCAUGGCAACCGAUGGGGUGGCAACCGCUGCCAUCACGGUGCCCCUUAUAGGAAGUGAUGGACGGUCAGAAGGCACAGUUCGUAUUAAGCCGGGCUCGACGUCUCCGGUGGAAUAUCAGAGCGAAAGCGACGCAGAGAGCGGUACGGAGUCCGGAUCGGCCUCCCUCAGCGCCCAGAGCCUGGACACAGGGUCAGUAAUGGACUUAGAACCGGUAGACCCCGACUCUCCGGACAUCAAGCGGAGACGGAUCCACAUGUGUGACUAUGCAGGCUGUAAAAAAGUUUACACCAAGAGUUCUCACCUCAAAGCUCACCGGAGGAUACACACAGGCGAGAAGCCCUACCACUGCACCUGGGAGGGCUGCACGUGGCGCUUCGCCCGCUCCGACGAGCUGACCCGGCACUUCCGCAAGCACACGGGAAUCAAACCUUUCCGUUGCACCGAGUGCGACCGCUCCUUCUCGCGCUCCGACCACCUCUCUCUGCACCGCCGCCGUCACGUCAUGAUGUGAAUCUUCAUCACGCCCCUCCCCGUACCUGACCUCCCAGAAAAACAUUGUGAUGUCCCAAAAAAAAAAAAGACCCUCACAGCACAUCUUGCACCAGAGGCUCCGCUCUCUUUAUUUUUGGAAUUUGCAACAUCAUCGGGAAACCUUGCAAGAAUCCAAAACGCGUCACUGUGAGAGGAGGUUUCCGGAAUGAUGAUCCAUCUAUCCGUCCUUCCAUCUUUUUACGUCACAAUUCACCUCAGCUGAGCAUUUUUUUCCCCCCCGCAAAUCGGAAAUUACGCUUUUGCAACUUCUACAAAAAAUGGACGUCCCGAUGCUGCAGCUGAGGAUAUUUAUUUUGACGUACUCAUAACAUAGAAAAAAGUGGACGUCCCCUUCCAUUCCGGUGCAGGGCGGUAAACGAGACUGUGAACUUUUCUUCAGUCACGUUAUUUUGCAUCGUUUUCUUCCGCACAUACGACUUUUCUUCUUCUUCUCCUUUGAUGAAAAAACAACAACAAUGUUUUAUGUGUUAUAUUGUUGCCUUCACUUCUGUCAUUUCUGGCGCUUUUGUUGUUGUUUUGAACUAAUUCCCAUCUUUGGUCGUCUUUAAAAAAAAAACAAAGGCUGUGAAGAAAAAAACAACAACUAGUCAAGGGGUUACACAAUUUCUCUUGCAGGGAGUCCGGGAGUUUUUCCGAGUGUGCGUGUUUUUUGUUUUGUUUUUACGUUUGGGUGUGCAUGUUUUAGAUGAACACAUAAAUCAGAAUUUACGUUGUCUACGAGUGAGUGUUCCGGGCUUUUUGACGUCUUUCGCCCGUUGAGCCUUAAUCACCGAAGUCAAUCUAUAUAUAUUAAAAAAAAAGGGCAAAACUUAGAACCACUGACAGCGCAUGUUAUGUUUCUCGCAAAAACCCGAACUUUGCAUUGUUAGUGACGCAAAAAGCUAACAUCUUCAAUUGCCAAUGAACAGCGACUAUUCCUACUAUUAGCGUUCCAUCACUUUUAUAGUUUUGUUAGUUGGGGUUGCCUCUUGUGGUUCAAAUUGGUACAACAAGCAUAGUCAUACCUUUUGACUUUACUUAUUUUUCAACUAAAUUCCUGCAGUUGUAAAAUAAGCAAGUCACGGGAUGGCAAAGCAAUGGAAAAUGCUAACAUCAUUAGCUCCAAAAAAGAUUUGUACGAUAAAAAACGGGAUAGUAUUACUGUUAUCAUUUAGUUAGUGAGCAAGCACAAGCCCAGAGCUCACAAUAGCUGAAUCCCGUGAACGGUUUGUACCAACUUUUAGGCAUUACCUUAAAUAAUUAGCAAUUUGAUAAAGUCGGGUUACUGUCAGUGGUUCUGGGAGACACCAGGCGCUGUGUCGGGCUGCCAGGGUGUAAACAAAAAGGGGAAACUAAGCUCUCUCCUAGCUAGCAUUUCUACCAGGGAGAGAGAGGUCUGUUCUCUUUCGUUGUUCGCCUUAAAAAUCUCAAGCUAGCUGUGACGUUUAGGCAAAGCAGCGUCCGAACAGGCUGCCGAUCGGGGCUUUACUUGAUUAUGCAACGUUACCGCACAAUAGUUGUCUUAGCGCGUUAUUAUAGACAAUAGAUAUGCAGCUCCGGUAAAGUAAAUCUGAAUAAAAUACCCUUAAAAGGAAGAUUGGGAUAUUGUCUAAUGCUGCAUUCGGGACAAUUGGGAAGUCUGGGAUUGAUCCCGCUUGAAGAACACAAACGACAAAUCGUCUCGCGGAUUUCGAAGCAGAACAUAAUGCGAUUAAAGUUGCUAACUAGCAUGAAUAUUAAAUACUGAUAAAUAUGUUAAACCAUGAAUGCUGCCAAAGUGCUGCAAACGAAAAAACAUAAGCGAUUCAUUAUUUGCAUCACGUUAAGAAGGUAUAACGAGAUAUCCUCAAGCUAAUUUCGAAAACAGAACAUUUUGCCAAGAACAUCGAUAUGUAGCAUAACACAAGUAAAUGUCAUUUAUAAAUAUUUUGUGAAGUUUAAACAAAAAACUAAAUCUGGGCACUUAAACGGAAAACAAUGUUGAUUAGCAUGUUGUUGAUUAUUGGCGAUACAUACUUCAGCAGCAUAGCAACACAUCUUCAGCUAAUUACGAUACAAAACAGACUUCUACAAAUGUCGUAAUCCAACAUCUUUGGUGCCAAUAUUGUAUGAAAUAUAAAGUCGGGUUCUGUCACGUUUUCCUAGCCUUCUGCAAAUAACAUUUUUCGAAUUCACAGUUUUCUUGGGUGCAGCUUUAGACAAUGUUAUUGAUUACAAAAUAAAAAGGUUGUAAUGACGCCUGGGAUUUAACUUACAAUCAAGACAAAACAAACUUACCUUACUCCUGACAUUUGUGUUUGUGACAAACAACAACGCCAAAAUGUUUUUUCGGCUGCGUUUACCAUCAUUCUUGCCCAUUUUUAAUCGCAAAAACAAAAUUGUACGCCUCUUAGCGACUCUCCGAACCAGUUAAAAAUGACCAGAUCUUUUUUUAAAUUUUUUUUUAUAUAUAUAUAGUUGUUUUCGUGGCUAGUUUCUCUUAGCAACCCUUUUUGGCUUUGAUGAACAAGGACAGAACCGAAAAAAAAGCACAUCUUUCUAGAAGCGUAUAUGCAUUUGGUGUUUCUUUUUUAAACUGUUUAUAAAGACAUGAAAGGACAAUGACAAUAAAUAUUAAAGAGAUAGAAAAAAAAUGAAAUCCAUGUACAUAAAUGUAUAUAAUCAAAAAGUGCAAAAAGAGUACAUGUAACGGGUGAAGUUCUAUUUUUAACACUGACUAGAUAAUGUGAACAAAAUUAUUUCCCCCCUUCUUCCACCUCUUCUUUGUUGGUUUCAUCAUGUCUUCUUUUUACAGCUUUGUAGUUUCUUACAAAAAAUAAUAAUAAUACUCCCACUUGUGUUGUGCAUACUUGUGUUGCAUGGAGAGUAGCCCUUGCUUUUUUUUUUUUUUUUUUUUUACAAAAGUAACGUUGGUGAGCAUGUCUGUGUGCGCGAGACAUUCGAGUUGCCCUCAAAGACAUGAAGAAGAAAAAAAAAGGUAAAAGUUUAAAAUUCAGCACAAAACCUUUAAGAUAUCACCUAAAAAUAGCAUGUUAGCUCCAGGCUAGCUUAAGGCUAGGCAUUUUUUGUACCAUUUUGGGUAACGAUGUAAUGUCAACUUCACAUUUUUACAACACCUAGGCGACAAGAAGAAGUAAAAAAUGAAGAUAAAUGUAGUUUAUAAAAUACUUUGAUGUUUUAGCUAAAGACAAUUUCAACAAAUACAAUGGCUAGCGAUUUUUGACCAUCGCAUUGGCAAUACAUUAAACUCAUACGGAAUUGUGUCACUUUUUCUUGAAUGAUUACACGCAAAAAAACAUAUAACACGUACAUUUUGAAAAAGAACAGAUUGUGAUACGUGACGAGUCGACAGGCUAAAAAAAAAGUCAUAUCUUUGUGGUAGUUUCGACGCGAAACAGGUCGCAAUGAAUGUCGACAUCCAGCAUAAACAAUAAUUAUACAUCUAACAGUUUUUUUACAUUGUCACUUUUGGCGUCGCUAUCAUCCGCAGGAUUUUAAAAAUCCUGCCUAAAAAUUAUUCAAUAAUGCGACGUGCUAAAAUUUUAGCAUGCCAGCAUACGACUAAAAAUGGCCGCCCAUUAUUUACCCAUUGAAUGCUAGCAAAACAGCUAGCAUUCAAGUGAUGCAAACCAGAAGCUAGUUUAGCCACAAGUGCUCGCCUAGCUGUUCAUUUAUUGGUCCAUCGCAUCGAAAAAGCACAUAAUGAUAAUAAUAAUGUUCACAUUAUAUAUUUUUUUCAAGCCAACGUCACAAGAUGGAAGCUUAUUUUUCCUACCCACUGUUGUUUUUUUUGGUGCAUUUUUUUCCCACAAGCUUGUUGACCUCUAACUUAUUUUGUAUUUUUAAAAAAAAAAAGAAAAAAAAAGAAAUGUAAUGUCUCUGUGUAUGAGUGCCUCGACCUGCCACCAAUCACAACUACUAGUUUUCUAUUGAAUGCAGUAACUCUCGGGCCAGUACUAUAUUAUAUUUACUCAGUGCAAUGCAGUUAUUAUCAUGGUUAAAUAAUACAAUUCAGAAUAUUUUAUUUCCUCCUCUUUUUUUUUUUUUUUGCAUUUGUACAGAACAGAAAUGUGUAAAGAUCAGCGAGGAAAAACUAACUUUUUGAUACUGUGACUCAUGGUGUUUAAAAGUCUAAAAAAAAGUUUGUUUCCCCCCUUACUGUAUUGUUGUGAUUAUUCCUCCCAUCCCUUCCUACCUUUUUUUUUUUUUUUAGAAUAAAAAAUGUUUUCAGUGCAAUUUAA
Messenger RNA from Nerophis ophidion (straightnose pipefish), 5908 nucleotides. RefSeq names its product Kruppel like factor 8 (gene klf8). Gene Ontology annotation, biological process: regulation of transcription by RNA polymerase II. The record is from RefSeq and is a predicted model, not a curated record. Gene Ontology annotation, molecular function: DNA-binding transcription factor activity, RNA polymerase II-specific; RNA polymerase II cis-regulatory region sequence-specific DNA binding. Lineage: Eukaryota; Metazoa; Chordata; Actinopteri; Syngnathiformes; Syngnathidae. Bases 409 to 1647 code for a protein of 412 amino acids. The transcript is spliced from 7 exons.